Molecule: messenger RNA, 2351 nt
Organism: Liolophura sinensis
Lineage: Eukaryota; Metazoa; Mollusca; Polyplacophora; Chitonida; Chitonidae
Product: sterol-4-alpha-carboxylate 3-dehydrogenase, decarboxylating-like
Exons: 7
Coding region: 5-1042 (345 amino acids)
Biological process (GO): steroid biosynthetic process
Molecular function (GO): oxidoreductase activity, acting on the CH-OH group of donors, NAD or NADP as acceptor
Source: RefSeq, a predicted model, not a curated record
CGAGAUGUCGGAAAAGCAGACAGCAAAGGGCAGGAAGUGUUUGGUGCUGGGAGGAGGGGGCUUCCUGGGACGUCAUAUGGUGGAACGGCUGCUGGACAGAGGCUAUGAUGUCUCCGUGUUUGACAUGAGACAGACAUUUGAUGAUGAACAGGUCCAGUUUUACUGUGGUGACCUUUGUAAGAAAGAGGACCUGCUGCCUGCCUUCAAGGACCAGGAUGUUGUGUUUCACUGUGCUUCACCAGCUCCUUCCAGUAACAACAAACAACUGUUUUAUAAGGUUAACUACACAGGUACCAAGACGGUGAUAGAGGCGUGUAAGGAGGCAGGUGUUAAGAGACUAGUGUUAACGAGCAGUGCCAGUGUGGUGUACCAGGGAACUGACUUGAAGAAUGGAACAGAAGAGUUGCCGUAUGCUGGGAAACCCAUUGAUUACUACACAGAAACAAAGAUUUUACAGGAGAAGGAAGUGUUAGCCGCAACCUGUGAGGACCUGUUUACAGUAGCAAUCCGACCCCAUGGGAUAUUUGGACCCCGGGACCCUCAGCUUUUACCUACAGCAGUGAAUCUCUCCCAGCAAGGGAAGUUCAAGGUCAUCAUAGGUGAUGGUAAAAACCUUGUGGACUUCACCCAUGUGUACAACGUAGUAGAGGGACACAUCCUGGCAGCAGAACACCUAUACAACAGCUCUGUGGUAUGUGGACAGGCUUACAACAUUACCAAUGAUGAGCCUGUAUAUUUCUGGACUUUCCUGACACGACUGUUGGUUGAUUUGGGAUAUCGGCCUCCUAAAUACCACAUCCCUUUCUUCCUUUUGUUUUACGUGGCCUUGAUCUUACAGUUUGUGUGCAAUCUUCUAAGACCCAUCAAGGACAUAAAUCUGUCCUUCUCUCCCAUGAAGGUCGCCCUGGCGGGAACUUUCCACUACUACAGUUGUGAGAAGGCAAAGAGAGACUUUCAGUACAAACCUGUGGUUAGCUUAGAGGAAGGCAUAAGAAUGACUGUCAAAAGUUUUGAACAUCUACGAAAUCCAAAUACAUCGUAGACUGUAUAAAAAUUUUUCCAUAUUAUUUUACAUGUAAAUUUAUGACGGCUACACAAUAUCAUAUUUUUUUUAUGAAUUAUGUAUUUAUGACUUAUUUAUAUGAUGGUUUCCAGGAAAUGUACAUGUAAUAAUAUGCUAUUUUCAUGUAACGUGUUAUUUUUUUUUUAUUAAACUCCUUAAUUUGCAUGAUCAAUCUCCUGAUUGUGCCAAAGUCAUUCAUCAUGCAAGAAUGUUGUAAAUUGAAACUGAAUGGGGAAUCAACAAGAAAAAAAUUACAAAAAAAAAUUCAGAUAUGCUCUACGUCUGUAUCUGAACAAGUCUCUUUCUAAUCACGUGAACAACAUGUAAAGGCCUUGCCUUAGUUCAUGUUUGUUGUUUGAAUGAAAUUUCAAUGUAGGCAUAUGUCAGGAUAUUUAUUUAUUCAUUUGAUCAUGACGUGUUUUACACUACUCAUUUGGAGCUCAAAUUAAGCUUUGGUAUUGUAAGAAAUUCAGACAAGUGACCUUGAACCAUGUAUCGGGUUUCAACUACUCUAAGUACACAGCUACUUAGGUAUGUAUUCAAUCAUAUUUAAAAGCAACUUUCCAUUGUAUCAAAUUAUCUGCUAUUUGCUUCUUCCCUAAAUUGCCACUAUGAAUUUCAUAGAAUGGAAACAUAUUUGAACAUUCCUUCUACAGGAGUAAGUCAUUUGUGUGAACCAGUGUGUUAAUUAGCGUAUCUGAGUUAAUGACUAAUGCUGUACUGACAGUCAUUCAUUUUACACCUGUUCUCUAUCUGUGAUUUACAUCUGUUCUCUAUCUGGAUUUACAUCUGUUCUCUAUCUGGAUUUCACAAAGUGAACCCUCUGUACAUUUGUAAUGAAGUGUCACAGAUGAAAAUUCUCUUUGUAUUUGUAAAGAGGGCCUUGGCAUAUUUGCAGGUUGAGCCAAGCCAUUGUAGGCUAGAUUUUCAAUAUUCAUGUGAAAUAAAAGUGUAUUUUUAACUUUUGUAUUUUCUUCUAUUGACUGUUCUAAUGUUUAGGAACUGGAAGUUAUUAAAAUCUUUACCAUCCAUCUUGUUCUACACAUGUCGGCACACAAAAUUUUUGAGCUUCCGGAAGUAUCAGACAUUAAACAUCUUGUGAAUUUCCGCCAGCCAUCUGUUAACGGCAUACGACUAUUCAGAUUCCUAAGCAAUCUGUCUGAUAGGACACAAAUUGUCCAGUAGCAGUGGGGCCAUUAAUGGGGACAAAAUUGUUGAGAUCACCUUGUCUCCAGCACACAAUUUAUCAGGAUUGACUACUGUAUGUUUGACAGUACAUCAGUAAAAC